Molecule: messenger RNA, 1050 nt
Organism: Lachnellula hyalina
Lineage: Eukaryota; Fungi; Ascomycota; Leotiomycetes; Helotiales; Lachnaceae
Product: putative electron transfer flavoprotein subunit alpha, mitochondrial
Exons: 2
Coding region: 1-1050 (349 amino acids)
Cellular component (GO): mitochondrion
Molecular function (GO): flavin adenine dinucleotide binding; electron transfer activity
Source: RefSeq, a predicted model, not a curated record
AUGAUUCCACGAGCAGGUCAUUCGGUACUGCGCCAGGCGCGUACUCAAUUGAAGCGAAGCACUGGUCCUACGCCUGUUGCCUCUCUCUCCGCUCUUGCACGGCUGUUAUCGUCGCUUGCGAUUCUAGAGCAAAAGGAUGGCAAACUCAACCAUGGGUCACUCGGUGCAGUAACUGCUGCGCAAAAGCUGGGAGGAUCAAUCAUUGGCUUUGUUGCUGGAGGAAACAUCAAAGCUGUGGCAGAGGAGGCCGCGAAAGUCAGUGGAAUCGAGAAGAUCAUUGCAGUGGAUAAUGCUGCAUAUGACAAGGGACUCCCAGAAAAUUACGCCCCGUUACUUGUAGAAAAUAUUAAGAAGGGCGGCUAUACACAUAUCAUUGCGGGCCACACUGCGUUUGGCAAGAGCUUAAUGCCCCGCGUUGCGGCACUAUUAGACGUCCAGCAAAUAUCCGACAUUACAGCAAUCGAAGAUGAAAAGACUUUCGUACGACCCGUCUACGCCGGUAAUGCCAUUGCCACUGUCGAAUCAUCGGACGAUAUCAAGAUCAUCACCAUUAGAGGUACCGCGUUUGCUGCCGCUGAGGCCGAGGGUGGAUCGGCAUCUAUUGAGGAUGGAGUAGACCCCAAGGCAGAAUGCCCAACAGAAUGGGUUUCGGAAAACCUUGCCAAAUCAGAUAGACCUGAUUUGGCGACGGCUGGGAAGGUUGUCUCCGGUGGCCGUGGAUUAAAAUCGAAGGAGGACUUCGACAGGGUUAUGUUGCCACUGGCUGAUGCACUGGGAGCAGCAGUCGGAGCUUCAAGAGCGGCUGUUGACAGUGGAUACGCUGAUAACAGCUUGCAAGUUGGACAAACCGGAAAGGUUGUGGCACCCCAAUUGUACCUUUGUGCAGGUAUCUCAGGAGCUAUUCAGCAUUUAGCAGGCAUGAAGGACAGCAAGGUCAUUGCAGCUAUAAACAAAGACGCCGAUGCACCGAUCUUCCAGGUCGCUGAUAUUGGACUUGUGGGAGAUCUUUUUGAUAAGGUGCCGGAGCUUACUGAGAAGCUCAAGCAAUAA